UCGAGUUCGACGUGUCUUCACUUGAACAUAUGCAAUCAUACUCUGUGAGAACCAUACCACAUCAAAAGAAAACACUUGAAAAAUAUUUGAGCUUACUGAGCCUUUCGAGUCGCAAAGAAUAAACAUGUGUCAUAUCUCGAGUCAGCUUUACGGUUGCGGACACAUGCGAGCGAUUAUCACCUAUUGCGAGUCCUGUACCUUCUUGUCCAAGAGACCCAGUCAAACCAAGAUACAAGCCGAAGCCCAAUAUUACAAAACGAAAGGUCUUUACUGUAAUUUCUACGCCACGAAAUGGUAUGCCAAGCUUAUGGAGUGCCCAAAUUUCCAAUAUAAAUAUCGCAGUGGGUUGGAGGAGGAUUGCCGUGGACGAAUAUUCACUCUCAAAAAGCACUGGUGUGGUACGUCGCCGAUUUACCAGUUGUCGGCGCUGGAACCACUGGAGCAACCUUUAAUAGAGAACGAGGAUUUGACAGACCAGCUCGCGGAUCUCGAAAAAGCGUCAAGAACGGAAGUCAACAAGAGGAAUGACAAGUACUUCCUGGAGCAGAAGGCUGCCCUCGACAAGCUUGCUGUUGAUGGGGAGGGAAUGGACAAAGCAUAUACAGAACUGAUGGAAGGACUUUCGAAAUUCGAAAAGAUGUCUAAACACAAGAGUAGUGCGGAGUGUGGUGAUCAGCCCACAACAGCUGAGAACAUGCCUGGAGAAGGAGAACCUGCUGGGACGCGUGAGAGGAUGCCCGAAGAAGGGGAAACGGUUGACGAGUGUAAGAAAAGCAAUGUGCGCAUGGUUAGAACGUCAAUGACAUACAGCCCUGAAGACGUUGUCGGGGAAGUCGUGGAGCCAAUGUUCUUUGGCUAAUCCAGAGCUGGGCCGACUCGCUUGAAAGCCAUCGCGAGUCAGCCAUAAGCUUAAAGCUUUGAAUAGCGGACGAGUAGAGGACAAAUUUGGCUUAAGCGAGCACGGAGAGCGAGUAGAAGAGUCGUUGAGAU
Molecule: messenger RNA, 990 nt
Organism: Mollisia scopiformis
Lineage: Eukaryota; Fungi; Ascomycota; Leotiomycetes; Helotiales; Mollisiaceae
Exons: 1
Coding region: 125-859 (244 amino acids)
Source: RefSeq, a predicted model, not a curated record